Molecule: messenger RNA, 4889 nt
Organism: Clupea harengus (Atlantic herring)
Lineage: Eukaryota; Metazoa; Chordata; Actinopteri; Clupeiformes; Clupeidae
Gene: asic4a
Product: acid sensing ion channel subunit family member 4a
Biological process (GO): sodium ion transmembrane transport
Cellular component (GO): plasma membrane
Molecular function (GO): ligand-gated sodium channel activity
Source: RefSeq, a predicted model, not a curated record
CUCUCUCUUUCUCUCUCUGUAUCUAUCUUCUCUCAGCUGUUCUGUGUGUGUGUGUCUGUGUGUUCUUUUUUUUAAAAAAGCUUCUCUUUCUGGAGUUGAGUUUUUGUUUUGGAAGGAGACGCAAGUCGGGAGGGGAGAGUGGCGAGGGGGCAAGUGGAACCGGGGCUGAGCUCUGUUUAUCAAAGGCAUCCCAAACGCAGACCUGGCUUCCCACAUGCCGAUCGAAUUUGUUUGCAAAAUCAAAUUUGCCGAGGAGGAUGAGCAGAAAAAAAGCAAGCAGGACGGGGACAAGGAGAGCCUGAUCGAGGAGAGCUGCGCGCCUCCGGUGAAGGACCUGGCUGGCUUCGCCAACUCGUGCUCGCUCCAUGGAAUUAACCACAUCUUCGUGUCGGGCCGGCUGGGCGUGCGGCAGACUCUCUGGGCGCUGGCCUUUCUGGUGUCGCUGGCGCUCUUCCUGUACCAGGCGGCCAAGUGUGCCAUCUCCUACCUGGAGCACCCGCACGUGACGGCGCUCAACGAGGAGGCCUCCCCGGAGAUGGUGUUCCCCGCCGUGACCAUCUGCAACAUCAACCGUUUCCGCUUCUCCGCGCUCACCGACGGCGACAUCUACCACCUGGCCAACCUGACCGGGCUCCCACCGAAAAACAAGGACGGGCACAAGGCCACCGAUUUGGAGUACCCUGCGCCGGACAUGCAGGACAUCUUCAACCGCACCGGGCACCAGCUGGAGGAGAUGCUGAAGAGCUGCAACUUCAGCGGGCAGAACUGCUCUGCGGACGACUUCACCGUGGUAUAUACAAGAUAUGGGAAGUGCUACACUUUUAAUGGCAACAAGUCAACAUCCCGCAAGAGCAAGCAGGGAGGCAUGGGUAAUGGUCUGGAGAUCAUGCUGGAUAUCCAACAGGAUGAGUACCUGCCAAUUUGGAAAGAAACAAACGAGACGUCGUUAGAGGCGGGGAUCCGCGUGCAGAUCCACAGCCAGGACGAGCCUCCCUACAUCCACCAGCUGGGCUUUGGCGUCUCCCCGGGAUUCCAGACCUUUGUUUCAUGUCAGGAACAAAGGCUGACCUACCUGCCUCAGCCGUGGGGGAACUGCCGCUCCACCAUGGACCAGAUGAUCCCGGGCUACGACACGUACAGCAUCAGCGCCUGCCUCCUGCGCUGCGAGAGCAUGGCCGUCAUCAAGGAGUGCAACUGCCGGAUGGUCCACAUGCCAGGAACUGCCGAUAUCUGCACUCCCAACAGCGUCAAGUGUGUUGACAAAGCACUCGCCCUCCUGCAAAAGAGCUCAGGGGACAUCUGCCCCUGCGAGACCCCCUGCAACCUGACGCGCUACGGCAAGGAGCUGUCCAUGGUCAAGAUCCCCAGCAGGGGCUCCGCUCGCUACCUGUCCAGGAAAUUCGACAAGACGGAGGAGUACAUCAGAGACAACUUUCUUGUGCUGGAUAUAUUCUUUGAAGCUCUGAACUAUGAAACAAUAGAGCAGAAGAAGGCAUAUGAUGUUGCUGGUCUUUUAGGUGACAUUGGUGGGCAGAUGGGCCUGUUCAUUGGCGCCAGUAUCCUCACAGUCUUAGAGAUACUGGACUACAUUUAUGAGGUGACGAAGCACAGACUGCAGAGGCUGGUGAAGCCCCCAAAGGAGGAGAAGAAGACAGCGACGACGCAGAAGCCGAGCACAGUGGCCACAGUGGGGCUGGAGGAGACUAAACCUAAGGAGAGCACUGAAAUGAGCAGACGGCAUCCGGAGGGGGCAUACGCCAACACAAUGCUCCCCAACCACCACCAUCAUCACACACACCACGGAGUGUUCGAGGACUUUGCCUGUUAGGAGAGCACCCUGCAGUUUCAACCCUGAUGACAACAAAAGAUGGUCUGGUUCGGUGCUGGAUUCGGGGCAUAAUAAAAAAAGAGACCCUCAAGUCUCCGUUCUACCUUUUUCUUGCUGUCGUCAGUGAAAGCUACAGCCAAAGUCGAACCUCAAGCCCUGUUUUGCAAAACAGGGCAGACGCAAACUGAACACCACAAAGUGGUCCUGCUGGAGACUCGUGUGUUUUUUUUUCGUUUUUUCCCCCCUCCCUUCUCGUCUGGAAGUCAAUCUUUGGCUACUCGCCAUUUUCUAUACUGAUUCUUUUGGUACAUCGUCAUCGUGUGGAGACGACACGACGACUGCAUGUCAUCUAGAUCCAGUUUAUACUCCGACCAGUUGCCUGUUUCAACUAUCAUGUCAUGUCUGACUGCGAAUGAGCAGUCCAUACUCAUGGAGUUGUCAUGCCGUGCAUUACCUCAUAACCAAACAUAGGCCAUAGAUUUGAAUGAUUUCUCAUUUGUAUAAAGAAUGAAGGGGGCUACUGUGGAAUUCAAACGUAAUGCCUGCUGACCAGAAUGUCCCGGUACAGUUUUAGUAGCAGGAGAGGCCGUGCUGUAGACACGACAGCAGUUCUGUCUCAAACUAGAGCUAGAUGUUGGUCCAGCCUAGAUACAUAUGUAAAUGUUCUAUUUACCUUAUUUUGAAUGGUUGACCAUUCACAACAUUUGAACUAUAAUAAAUGUCUCAAGAAGUUUUGUAAUGUUAUUUAUAUAGAGUGAUAUGGCAAGAAAUGUAUUUCACCAACAGUGUGAUCUACAUCUUAUAAACGUGUUGUGAGUUUCAUAUUUUUUUUCUGAAUCACUUUCUUUGAUCUGGGGAAAUGUACUAGAGCAGUUGUGUCAUUAAUGAUUUAUGAUUACUAUCAGCAUCUACACCCUGACUCCAUGAAAGCUGUUUGAACAAGACAGUCAUGGCAGCAAUAUAUAGAGAGAGACAGCAGAGAGAAACGGUGGCCUCUGAUUGGUAGUCACAGCAUCACUGACCCUCACAGCUUGAAGCCAAAGACUAGCUUUCGAUGUGAGGAGUUAUGCCUAUAGAGGCCAUACAUAGCCUGUAUAGUUUGAUUAAUUAUUAAACUAUAAAAAUCCACAAUUCCCAUCAGUGCCAAAUUAGUAACAACCAGUCAUGGCCAGUUCAAGAUUGCAGGUGUAUCAUAACUCUAAAAGACCCAUUUUCUCUCUCUCUGGUAGAGGCUCUUUUCCCCUCUACUGUCAGGAAUAACCUGUGCAUCUUCAAAUGGCUCUUCAAAGAACCAAAUUCCUUUAUUUUUGCCAAGGCUGCAUGUGUUUGUCACUGGGGAAUGGGUUCUCUGCUAGGGAGAAGUGGAAAAACACUGAAGUGAAAAUCAAUUUUUUUUUCUCUCUCUUGAAGUGUGAUAAGACAUGCUAUACCCUGAGUCUAAUAACCAGCAUAUGACAAAUUUAGCUGUAGGGCAGAAGAAAUGCAUUAACAGGAGAGGCAUGCUAUUGUGAUAUGGAGACAGAUGUGCAAAGAGAGGAUAUAUACCAGCAUGGUUUUAUUGUGUAGAAACAGGAAUGACCUGAGCAGUUGAGAUCACUGAUAACUAACAAACACAGCCAUUUUGAUAAUUAUAAGAGGGCGAGAGAGAGAGAGAAAGAAAAUCAGCACUUAUCAUUCCACCGUUGGGGAUUGGCCUUGAGCAGAAUAGAAAUGAAGUGAAACUCUUACAGCUACUUGUAUUCUCAGCUGCAGUCCAUAAUUCUUUACUGCUGCCAAUUAAAAGCCCACUCAUGGAAAGAACAGUACACUUGAAUACACUUUGAUGACAAUCCACUGUGGUUCUCAGACCUCCGCUAUUGGAUUGGGGCCUUAAAGGAUUACAUCUUUUUGUGGCACUCCAAUCGCCAAUACAAAGCUACAUAUUUUGUGUGUGUGUGUGUAUGUUCCUUUUGUGUUACAAAUGUUGUUAUGACGCUUUGUAGCCCUUCGAGCUCCAUGUUCCAUGUACCACGUCAGAGGCACAUAAAACACAUUAUACCUCCAUGGCAACCAAUCAGAGGCAAGGCAUGGUUUUUUAAUAUUCAUAAAAAAUGUAUCGCAAUGACAUUUUCAAAGGUUCCCAAUCACAGUCUUGAUGGCAUCCUGUACAGCCUCUGCAUAAUAACAUUCUCUGCUGUCAUAAAUAACGUGCCGUGCACCAAUAAAGAUGGGGGAAGCGGCCAUACCUGAGUCAAUCGUGGGAGACAUGAGCAAAUCAUCAGGACUUCAGCUGGUGCAGAUGAGAGGCUGGUCUACUGGUGUGCUCCUGACUGCCCAGGGUGGCCAAAGAGUGCUUUUAAUGGACACAAGUUAGUUUAUAUGGGCACUUUGUCUUCUGGUUUAGUAAGCAAGCAGAACUGGAGGGCCAGAUACAUUAUUACCUGUGCUUGUGAACCAGGCAUUUUGUCUGCUGGGUGUGUUUUUUUUUUUCAUGAAUCUGUAACGUUAAAUAUUAUAAGCUGGUAUUGUUUUUCUUUCUUUUUUUUGUCUUGGAAAUGCAGACAGCAUUGAGUAUUUCUUAAUUUUGACCCCUCAAAGGUAACACCUUUGGAGUACUUUUAAACAGUCUCAAGACGAAAACAAAUCCUCCUGCGUUUUAAAUUUGAAUUCUCGCACACAGUUAUUCUGAAGCCUCUUGGUAUGCAGAUCCUUGUGCAGAUUGUAAAUUCAUGCAAUUCCAGCUCCCCGUUAUGUCCUUCAGUGUAUUGCUUAUUUAUCUCAAUUUCUGAACUGAAUGUUUCAUGUAUAACAGCAAGAGGGGGUCAUUAAGUGCGAUACCAGUGCAGCAUGCGGCGUUACCGGACUGUCAAGCUUUGAAAAUGAAAAAGAAUCUGAGUAAUUACAUCAUACGGUUGUAUGACACAAAAGCUAAUGGACCUUUCAUCAAAUUAACAGGGAGUGCUGAAUACAGUUUGUAUAGAAGUCUGCUGUUGUGACCGUGCUUUCUGUUUAGAACACAUUUUAUAAAUGUAACGAUGGUAUACAACAGUAUAAGAUAUUAAACUUUAGAUUGAUAAAUUGA